Molecule: messenger RNA, 2675 nt
Organism: Ceratina calcarata
Lineage: Eukaryota; Metazoa; Arthropoda; Insecta; Hymenoptera; Apidae
Product: unconventional myosin-XVIIIa
Exons: 3
Coding region: 500-2062 (520 amino acids)
Source: RefSeq, a predicted model, not a curated record
GGUGCGGACAUACGAGAUCUGCAUUUAAGCGCAGCGAACAGCAAGUAAAAUUGCACAGAUUUUGUAUAAGAAUAAUACAAUUCACUGAAGACUUCGCUCGUCGCGUGCUCCGAUAAAUAGUUGCGUAAUGCCAAGCGACAUUUUAAAAGACGGAUAGAUCUUUUACUACGAUUUGUAUUUUCAAGUAGUCUGUCGUACGCAGUGCGUGUAGUAUUCACCGUAUUCACGUACGCAACUGCAGCUGAUGCUGCUGCUGACACAUGUCAUACUACGACGACGUUCAGUAUACUCGUCGAUGCGUAUACGAUGCGUAUUACGAAAAUACGAAAUGGAGACAUCGUAAAGAGAUUACGAAGCGAAAUGUGUUAACAUUAUAAAACUGUAUUAUUAACGAAUCUGCAUGUCUGCCCUGACACGUCACACCUGACGCGAAUAAACGAAUUUUGUAGAAUCUUCGUAUCGGUCAGCACGUCAUAAAUGCAAAUUGUUGCACGAAACAAUGGACACUUGGUCCGAUUCAUUUAAAGGGGAAUUAGACUCUGUUACGUCAACGACGACGACCACAGAUUCCCUGCAUUUAGAUGAACAGUUUCACAUGAAGCAUUCGUCGACACCCGACGGCGGCGUUUCAAACACGGAAUUGUCGAAACGCGUGGCAUUGUUAGAAUUAGAGAACGAACGACUCAGGAUGGAUUUGGAGAACACGCGUAUCGAGUUGAACGCAAGGAUCGCAGCCAACGAAGGUCUGAAAGGGAAGAUAACGGAACUGUACGUGGAGAUGCAAGUAGUAGUUCAACAGAAGCAAAAGUUGCAGAACACGUUGACGGACGUGACGAAUCGUUUGGGUGCAGCGGAGGCAUCUGCGAAAUGGUACCAAUCACAAGUAUACGGUUUGCAGGCGAGCAGGAAGACUUUACAAUUAGAAAUCGACACUUAUCAAGGGAUCCUACACCAGAGGCAACAAACGAUAGCGAGUAUAAACUCGAGGUAUAAACAAUUGAACGCGGAUUACAUGGAACUCGUACAGGACCGUCAAAAGGAGAAGCACAGCUUGGAACGCGAGAACUCGAAGGCACAUCGAUUAAACGCAGGUAUUCCAGAAUUAUCGAGCAUCGGUACCAACGGCGGCGGCGGCGGCGGCGGCAGUACCAACACUUCAGCAGAUGAUAUCUCUACAAAGUUGGAAUCGACGGAGGACGAACUGAGAGGUACGAAAGCGGAAUUGAAAACAUUGGAAAAACGACUUUUGGGCCACGAAGUAUCCAAAGCAUCGAUGGAGAACGCGUUGGCUAAACAACGUGUAUUGAUAGAAAUCAUGGAAGGAAACAUGCAAAGAUGCGAGAGCGAAAAAAAUCAAACUGCCGACGCGUUGCGUAAGACGCAGCUCGACAUUAAAAAAUUGAAAUCGGAGAACGAUGCAUUGCAGACGACUCUGCUUUCUUCCAAACAGGAACAAAGUCAGAUAGAGAAUGCAACAUUCCAAUUGCAAAUCCAACUAACUGAAAUGAUUGCUCGGUACAAGCUUCUGAGAUCGAAAAAUGCAGAAGCAGAAACUAAACUGAGCUCGAUGCAAGACGUGAUAAUCGAGAACGGACGUUUGAAAACGUUAUCGUACGAAGCUAACACCGCUCUGAUCAGAAGACUACGGCAAGAGAAACGAAAAGUCAAAAGCUUGGAGAACAAGCUUCGCAACGUAGAACUCAAGCGGCACACAAGCAAUACGAGAAACCAGGCGGAGGUAUCGGAGUGUCUAAAACAGACGUUGACAAGAAACAAGGAUUCAAAAGGCCAAUCGAAGACACUCGUGAAGAAUUCGACGAGCGAAAGUGUCGUGGACGACGAAGGAUACGGUGACAAUAGUAUUACUAGUUCCAUCGCCUCCAUCGACGUUCCAUCGCCCAGAUCUCUCGACCCAGUAUUAGUGGAAACAGUUACCAACGUUCUGUCUCGAAGUAAGGAGUUUCCUAAACCGGUACAAGAGGAACUCGAUCACUUAAAAUUGAAGCUUAACAAGUUAAAAGAACGGUGGUGCACAGCAUACAGUAUUCAAUUAUCGUAUUAACUAUGUUUCAUUCCUUCUAAGUUAAAGUUGCGAAAACAAUUUAAAAUAAAUUAUAAGAGCGCGACAUGGACGAGAACUUGGCUGAAAUUCUUCGCUUUCUUCGAAAGAGAGAAUAAAAGUGAGAAACGACAGUGUAGAAAUAUUCGUACAUUUAUUUAAUACAGAAGAAUUAAAUCAGACGCGAAAUCGGAAGGUAGUUACAAUGAAAUAGAAACGGAAAAACAAGUCGCUGCUCCAAUCGUUAUUGUAUCCGGCGGACUAGAGAGAGAGAGAGAGAGAGAGAGAGACACUGUAACCAGUAUAAUACGAACACGAAGACUCGAUGUAAUUACAGAUCAGAAUUGUGCGAAAUCAUUGAGAACGAAUUUUGCAAGUUUCGAAAUAUUAGAUCGAAGCGUUUUCGAAACUAUCGUGUCGAUCGUGUCUGUCAGAGAUCAGAACUUGGCCAUCUAAACGAUAUACUCGUGCGUAUGGACGUGUCAAAAACAACCCGAUGAAUUUAUUAUUGCCACACGCUCGGGGAACGGACUUGGUUCCAACCAGUGGACACUAACGUAUCAACGAAUCAUUGCGAACCGGAACGAUUCAAUAUAUCUCAAAAAUCUUUCUUUAA